This is a messenger RNA of Acipenser ruthenus (sterlet), 5827 nucleotides long. It is a transcript of the gene ano1a, whose product is annotated as anoctamin 1, calcium activated chloride channel a. Gene Ontology annotation, cellular component: plasma membrane. Lineage: Eukaryota; Metazoa; Chordata; Actinopteri; Acipenseriformes; Acipenseridae. The coding region runs from base 690 to 3644 and encodes 984 amino acids. Gene Ontology annotation, molecular function: chloride channel activity; protein dimerization activity. The transcript is spliced from 27 exons. The record is from RefSeq and is a predicted model, not a curated record. Gene Ontology annotation, biological process: chloride transmembrane transport.
UUGGUGCCCAAGUGGGGUGAUACUACACUGCAACAGCAGUACAGCUGAAUUGGUGAAUUGGGUUGGAUUUUAAUUUUCUAUGUUUAACUUUAGUCUGAUCAGUUUGUACUGCUUAAACGGGUCUAUGCAUUCUUUAAUCGUUCAGUUCCUGUUGGGUUUAUAAACCUAAAGUCGGCUUUUAGUUACCAGUACUUCACUGACAGUUAACUCGUUAUGACAGUGGGUGCGUUAAGUAACUGUACGGUGGGGUUUUUCAACACACCCAAUGAUUCAAGUGAAAUUUUGUUUUUCAAGCCAUUCCCAUUUCUCUUUUGUGUUUUCUUAAUUACACAUGCAAAAAGAGAGAGAUAGCGUGCAGUUGAUAAGAGUGCCAACUCCAAGACUUGAAAGCGUGGCAUACACUCCUGUGCAUUUCCUCAUUCUUGCCGUCCAGUAGCACAUUCAGUAACGUCCCUUGAAUGUAGAUGUUUUAACUAACUGUGAAGUUUGUAUGUUUAAGAUGUUUAGUGAAUGGAUGCGAGGCAACUUGCUACAACUUAUCAGAAAGCGCGUGUUUCCUGAAGGAUUCCAUUGACUGUACCUGUGAAUUUCUUAAACGUUGUGGACGGACUCACUGGACACGUGAAGGUAGAGGUAACUCUAUUCACACCAUCUCAGGGGUGGUCCUUGAUGAAUUACAGAAAGCUUCCAUGAUGAAGAGAAAUGAGAAAUAUGGUUCUUUACCUCUUCGAGAAAAACAGGUGGACAUCAUUAAGAUCAAGGCCAUUGAGGACAUUGGAUAUGUCCAAACAGAUGCCAUGAUUUUAAACUCUCUGGUUCCUGAACAGGACUCCAGCUGCCAACAAGGCUUGUACUUCCAAGAUGGCAGCAGGAGGGUGGAUUACAUUCUUACCUACCACAUCAAAAAAUCCGGGGCCUUCAGAAAGCAGCCAACGCGCCACGGAGACAAUGCCUCUAAAAGUUCCACCAAGAAAGACCAGCCUCUCCCAAUGAAGAAAAACGACCCUGAGAUUGGAGAGCAGGACCUUAGUAUGGAUUACCACGAGGAUGACAAGCGAUUCCGCAGGGAAGAGUUUGAAGGCAACCUCUUGGAGGCUGGUCUAGAACUGGAGAAGGACGAGGAUACAAAAACCUACGGGAUAGGAUUUGUGAAAAUACACGCUCCUUGGAAUGUGCUCUGUAGAGAGGCAGAGUUUAUGAAGCUCAAAAUGCCAACCAAAAAGGUGUAUGAGGUUAACCACGGCAAUAACUUUGUGGAGAAAAUCAACACCUUUAUUCAUAAAAUAACAGAACCACUUCAUCCCAACUUGGAAGAAAAAAGAAUAUCCUCAGUGAAGCACCUCUCCUAUCCUUUCUCAAGAGAAAAGCAGCACUUGUUUGAUUUAUCAGACAAAGAUUCCUUUUUUGACAGUAAAACAAGAAGUACAAUAGUUUAUGAAAUACUGAAGAGGAUAGCGUGUACUAAAGCCAAAUACAGCAUGGGGAUUACCAACCUGCUUGCCAAUGGAGUUUAUAAUGCAGCCUAUCCUUUACAUGAUGGUGAUUGUGAAAGUGAAAAUGCAGAGCCUAACGACAGAAAGCUCUUAUAUGAAGAAUGGGCAAGCUACAGUGUCUUUUACAAAUACCAGCCUAUUGAUUUGAUCAGAAAAUAUUUUGGGGAGAAAAUUGGUCUGUACUUUGCCUGGCUUGGCGUUUACACACAGAUGCUUAUCCCAGCGUCCCUGGUUGGGAUUAUUGUUUUCCUCUAUGGCUGUGCUACUGUGGACGAUAACAUCCCUAGCAUGGAGAUGUGUGACAGUCGUAUCAACAUCACAAUGUGCCCCCUCUGCGAUCGAACCUGCAGCUACUGGAAGCUCAGCACCGCCUGUGCCACGGCACGUGCCAGCCACCUCUUCGACAACCCGGCCACUGUCUUCUUCUCCAUUUUCAUGGCACUGUGGGCUGCCAUGUUCAUGGAGCACUGGAAGAGAAGACAAAUGCGGCUCAAUUACAAAUGGGAUCUGACAGGCUUCGAGGAAGAGGAGGAAGCAGUCAAGGACCAUCCAAGAGCUGAGUACGAGUCCAGAGUUAUGAAGAAAUCAAUGAAAAAAGAGCACAGAAAGAGAAAGAAACACCCAGAGGUCGUGAACGAGGGAACAAACAAAUGGAAACAAACAGUUGAAACUGCCAUGGCUGGGGUCAAGCUGACCGAAAAAGAGAAGCUGACCUGGAGGGACAGAUUCCCUGCCUACAUGACAAAUGCUGUCAUGAUUUUGUUCAUGAUUGGUCUGACGUUUGCAAUAGUGUUUGGCGUGAUCCUCUACCGGAUCUCCACAGCUGCAGCGCUGGCUAUGAGUUCCAGCCCCAGCACCAAGUCCAAUGUGCGGGUCACUGUCAUGGCCACAGCGGUCAUCAUCAACCUGGUGGUCAUCCUGGUCUUGGAUGAGCUCUACGGGUACAUUGCCAGAUGGCUGACUCUGAUUGAGGUCCCAAAAACUGACAAAAGCUUUGAGGAGAGGUUGAUUUUCAAGGCAUUCGUACUGAAGUUUGUGAAUGCAUUCACACCUAUAAUGUAUGUUGCUUUCUUCAAAGGAAGGUUCGUUGGCCGUCCAGGAAACUAUGUCUAUGCAUUUCAAUCUUUCCGAAUGGAAGAGUGUGCACCAGGAGGAUGCCUCAUGGAGCUGUGUAUUCAACUCAGUAUCAUUAUGCUGGGUAAACAGCUCAUCCAGAACAACCUGUUUGAGAUUGGAAUUCCCAAACUGAAGAAGCUGAUCAGAUACUUUAAGUCAAAAAGAACGUCUGUGCCGGAGGAGGAACAUGACAAGAAGCUACAGCGCUAUGAGGUUGACUACUACCUGGAGCCAUUUGCAGGGCUUACACCCGAGUACAUGGAAAUGAUGAUACAGUUUGGAUUCGUUACCCUGUUUGUGGCUUCAUUUCCACUGGCUCCUCUGUUUGCGUUGUUAAACAACAUCAUUGAGAUUCGUUUGGAUGCUAAGAAGUUUGUAGCAGAACUCAGGAGACCAGUGGCUGCACGAGCAAAAGAUAUUGGUAUCUGGUACAACAUUCUAAGAGUAGUGGCAAAACUGGCAGUCAUCAUUAAUGCAUUCGUGAUCGCGUUCACAUCUGACUUCAUCCCACGCCUGGUGUACUUGUACAUGUACAGUACAGACGGCUCCAUGCAUGGCUUCAUCAACCACACCCUGUCCUACUUCAACGUCAGCGACUUCAAGUCAGGGACUGAGCCCAUUGAGCCCAUGCAGCUGGGCUACAAGGUGGAAAUAUGCAGAUUCAAAGACUACAGAGAGCCCCCUUGGUCACUGAAUGGUUACGACAUCUCCAAACAAUUCUGGGCUGUCUUGGCAGCUAGAUUAGCAUUUGUCAUUGUCUUCCAGAAUCUGGUGAUGAUCAUGAGUGACUUUGUGGACUGGAUGAUCCCAGACAUUCCCAAGGACAUUAGCGUGCAGAUCCAUAAGGAGAAGGUACUCAUGGUGGAGCUGUUUCUGAAAGAAGAACGGGGCAAGCUGCAGAUGCUGGAGAACUUGAUAGCAAGGGGCAAGGAGGCCAAGAGCAUGGAGAACUGUAACAACCACAGUCCCAUUAACCGACCCCAGAGCCACAAGAAGAGCAGCGCUUCAUUGCAUUCACAAAACAUUGAUGUAUAAGAGAUGGCUUAAAAAUCAAAACAAAAUGCAUAACAUUCAAAAUGUUAUUUGUCUGGGCAUUCCAUAGAAUGAUGUACUUGAGAAGAAAGCUUGACUGGAAAGCAUCCUGGUAUGAGUUAUGUUUCAGUAUGUAACUGCCGAUCUCCUGUCCUGUCAUUGUUCAGUUAAAGCAAUGAUCUUACAAAUGUGGUGGACCACAUUAUGAACAGGUUUUUUUUUUUUUGCACAAAACAAUCCAGCACAGGGAAAUGUGUUUAGUAGUCUACAGUUAGUGAACGUACAGAAUAUCUUCUUAAAGAUGCAGCUUACUCAGCAUGAUACGGAUGAGCCUGAUUUUAGAAAUAGCUUCUCAUUUCCAGACAUGAGCUGAUAACCUCAUUUAAUUUUUUUUUUUUAAAUUGCUAUCAUUGGUUAUGUUCCUUAUGAAACUGAUUUUUUGCACUUAUUAAAAUGUGUAAAAAAGCUAAUCUUAGAAUCAGGGAUUUAACUGACAGUUUUUAAAAAUGAUCAAUGACCAAACACUAAAAAAUACUAUAACAAUGAAAAAACUAAAAUACGCAUUGUCCUUUUCAGAUCCUUUUUUUAGUUUCCUGCUUUUAAAACUGUUCUUCCAUGCAAAAAUAUUUGUAUAUUUUAAUGAAAGAUGUCUGAAUAUGUAUAUACCCAAUCGCUACAUGAAGGUCAUAGAUCCCAACCUAUUAACCCUUUACUCUCUGUCUUUGGAGUUAUGGCUGUAUAAGCAGUAUGUGUGGAGGUAUAUAUAUAUAUAUGUUCUGAAUGUGUAACAUUGGCAUCAACAAUUCAGUACUACAUGCAUUUAAAUUAUGACUUUUUUAUGCAUUUGUCCAAAACUCAGACGUUCAUGUCUUUUAGAGAUAUUGUUUAUAUUUUCUAUACUGUAUAUCCCUCUCCACUCCUCUUUAAUGUUAGGUGCCAAUGUUUUUUUAAAACUAUGUAAAAUGCUUCAACGUUUCCCCCUGAAAUGAAUCUGAGGGGAGCAGCUGUAAAUCACCUAUCGAGUCAACAUGGAUUGACCCUAUAGAGUAUAGACUAGGUGGGAAGAAAGCCUGACUUUGGAGAGACGCACAUAGCAUCAUAUUAAUUUGUGAAUGGAAGUUUAUGGAGCAACAAGGAAGUCUAAGACGUCUUUUAUAAACGAUAAUCCAACAAAGUUCUCGAACUGCAAUAAUCGACUUGAUUAGCAAGAAGAGCUCACUAUUUAGGUUAAAUAAUCUGACAAGUGAUAUUUAUUUUAUGUACAGUUAUUCAGGUUUUUGCUAAAUAUGAACAUGUGCUACUCAUAUCAGAUUAAUACGAUUGGGCUUGUCGAUACAGUAGUUCUUAACUUCAGUAGAUUUGCUGAUAGCAAAUGGUUAUUUCCCAAAUGUUUUCCUUAAACUGUUAGAAGUGAUUUGAAAUCUGAAAACCCAAAAUAUAAAUAAUUGAUGUGAUUAUGAAUGGAUUAUACGCCACAGUGUAACACUACUUUACUAAGGGCUUAUUGUUUUACCAUUUGAUUAUUAGGAAGAGGAUACAUUUGUCAGCAGUUGGAUUUUUUGGUGCUGUAUGUUCCAUAUUAAACAAACCUUAGAUGCUGUGGACAUAGAUAUAUGCUCCCCUAAUUGAAGAGCUGUUGAUUUGAUUUUAAGUAUCACAAUAUGUAACAGUUACAGGUCCCUUUCUGUGAUUUCAUAUCAAAUCUGCUAUGAUUUGUUAAACAUUUCAUAUUUGUAAAUAUGCACAAUAUAUCUGUACACUAAAUAUGAAAAUACUUGCCAUCGCUCCAUUAUCACAUUAUUGUGUACUUAUGAUAUACUUUUUAGAAUAAAAUAAUAAAACCAGUGGUUUCUUUAGUAAGAGUUAGAAAAACACAAACUUUGUUCUGAUUUAAACCUUUUAAUUAUGAUUUAUGAGUAUUUACUUACAGUACAUUAAUCCUGGUGUUUGGUGAAACCUUGGAAUGUGUUCAUUCUUUGCUUGCUUUGCUCUGGCAACUGAUAAACUGGGGCUAUUUUGUAUGCCAACUAUUUUAUCUGUAAGUAGCAAAUCCAAUAAUUACAAUUUCUUCGCAUAAUAUUUUUUAUUGUAUCUAACAAAACAGAAAGAAGCUGUAAAUGUAUACAGGUCUACUUUUUAGUUUUGAGGGCAAAUGUAUUCAUAAUAAAUAAACUUAACAAUAUGGA